AUGAAGAGUAUAAAAGAGGCUGCGAGAGUUUCAAUGAUAACCAAAAGACUCUUUGCCUCUAAAAUGCCAGGAAGAUUCGAAGGAAAAUUCUAUAAUGAUAUGGGAGCCAACCGAUCGUCGAUUCCAAUUGGUUUUGCCGGACGUCCCGAACACAUUGCAAAGACUAUUGCAUUUUUGGCGGAUCGAGAUUCUUCGGAAUAUAUUAUUGGGCAGAAUAUUGUAGCUGAUGGUGGAACUACAUUAGUGUUGGGAAUCCAUGCGAAUGUGUUGAACUCGUUGAGCAAUUCUUCGUUUAAAAAAUAG
Caenorhabditis briggsae is the source of this 303-nucleotide messenger RNA. NCBI's taxonomy places the organism in Eukaryota, Metazoa, Nematoda, Chromadorea, Rhabditida, Rhabditidae. The transcript has 3 exons. The record is from RefSeq and is a predicted model, not a curated record. The coding region runs from base 1 to 303 and encodes 100 amino acids.